GUAUUGCAAUAUAAUGGUGGACAUUGCUAACAUAAUCAAACUUCAAUUUAAUUUUAAAACAUUUAAUUAACACAAUGGAGAGGAUUUUUAUCAACUUAUUUGUGUUGUCAAUUUUGCUAGCUCUUUUGGCAUUGGCUGAAUCAGCCAUGGAAAAGAGUUAUGGACCCUAUGAUCAACAACCAUCAUAUGUACCGGACACCUCGAGCACACCACCACCACCAUCGCCGCCAUCAUCACCACCACCACCACCACAACCACAACCUAACCCUACGUGUAGGAAACUAAAACAACUUUGUGGAGGUUAUGGCGAUUACGCUUGUUGUGAAGGAUUAUAUUGUCUUGGUUGGACACCAGAGCAACCAGGUGGUCUCGGACUAUGUACACCUUUAGAUAAUCAACAACCUCCGUCGAAAGAUAAGUGUAGACACCACCUUCAAGAGUGCCAACUCUAUGGUCCGUACGUAUGUUGUCAAGGAUUGAACUGCGUUCAUGCUCGAAACCUUCCUACCGAACCUCUUAUUAAAACUCGAAAGAAGAAGCUUCCUCCUGGUACGGGUUUAUGCACUUAUGCUAAUUAUUAAGCUAUAAUAUGUACUCACUAGUUCAUACUAGCAAUACUGAUUGAGUUUAGUAUAUGUUCAUCAUGUGUUUUCAUGUAUUGUUCUAUAGCAUACAUUAUGUUUUUGAUUCCGGGGAUUAUUGUACUUCAUUUUGUUAAUUUUUUAA
This is a messenger RNA of Chenopodium quinoa (quinoa), 726 nucleotides long. RefSeq lists its product as uncharacterized. The transcript has 2 exons. NCBI's taxonomy places the organism in Eukaryota, Viridiplantae, Streptophyta, Magnoliopsida, Caryophyllales, Amaranthaceae. The record is from RefSeq and is a predicted model, not a curated record. The coding region runs from base 75 to 581 and encodes 168 amino acids.